This is a messenger RNA of Trichoderma breve, 1725 nucleotides long. RefSeq names its product SH3 domain-containing protein. The coding region runs from base 1 to 1725 and encodes 574 amino acids. The record is from RefSeq and is a predicted model, not a curated record. Gene Ontology annotation, cellular component: mating projection tip. Gene Ontology annotation, molecular function: phosphatidylinositol binding; protein binding. NCBI's taxonomy places the organism in Eukaryota, Fungi, Ascomycota, Sordariomycetes, Hypocreales, Hypocreaceae. The transcript has 4 exons. Gene Ontology annotation, biological process: conjugation with cellular fusion.
AUGGGCUUGGUACAGGCGCUCCGUCGGUCUAUCAAGGGCGACAAGGAGAAGCAACACAGCAUCUCCAUUACCCCCAAAGCUGCUGUCGCAAUCGUUCCGCCCAAGAAGGUUAUUCGAGCUCUCUACGACUACGAGGCCCGCUCUGCCCAGGAGCUGGGCUUCUCCAAAGGCGAUUUUUUCCACGUCAUCGGCCGCGAGGACGAUCCGGACUGGUACGAGGCUUGCAAUCCUGCGCUGCCUGAUGCGCGGGGUCUCGUGCCCGUAGCCUUUUUCCAGGCGUUGGGCAAGACUGAGAGGGACAGCCAGCAGUCUGACGGUGGCCGCCCACCGACUGCAAACAAGAACCCAGACCAUGAUUCUGGCUAUGGCGAAGUCCACUCCCCCGGCGGCGCAUCUGCGCCUCCCGCAUCUCAGCGCAUGUCCAAGUCUGCUGGCAAGCAAGGUGCCAUGGUUUAUGGCGUGGUAAUGUACGACUUCAACGCAGAGAGAUCCGACGAGCUCGAGGCCAAGGCAGGAGAGGCCAUCAUCGUCAUUGCCCAGUCCAACCCAGAGUGGUUUGUUGCCAAACCUAUCGGUCGACUUGGCGGCCCUGGCUUGAUUCCAGUGUCCUUUAUUGAGCUCCGUGAUAUGGGCACGGGCAAGGCCAUUGAGAAUCCCGCAGAGGCCAUCAGGAAGGCGGGUGUUCCUAAGGUCGAAGAGUGGAAAAAGAUGGCCACGGCCUACAAGAACAGCAGCAUCACCCUGGGCAAGUUUGAGGGCGGAGGGCCAUCCCAGCCACUGGAGCAGGGCAUGGAGCGUAUGAGCAUUCAAAAUGCACCUCAGCCCCCACAAGGCGCCCUUAGUGGCCCUCCUCAGCCUGCUGCCCACCCCCAGCAGCCUGAGUUUGUAUCGAGCGCGACGACGGAACUCUAUGCCCCCAUCUCUGCCCGGAUACCCCGCUACUGUUUUGCGGAGGACAAGUAUUGGUUUGUUAUCGAGACGCAACUCGAAGAUGGGCGGCACUGGGAGCUUUCCCGGUACUAUGAGGACUUUUACGAUUUCCAGAUUGCGCUUCUCACUGAGUUCCCUGCCGAGGCGGGCAACACCGGAACCCAGAAGCGAACACUCCCUUACAUGCCCGGCCCCGUGAGCUAUGUGACCGAUGCCAUCACAGAAGGAAGGCUGCAUAACCUGGAUGCAUAUGUGAAGAACCUUCUUGGCCAACCCCCCUACAUUGCGCGUUGCACGCUUGUCAAGCAGUUCUUUGCUCCCAGGGAAGGCGAUUAUGAGAUGGACCCUGCCAAUAUCGAGGAGGAAUACCGGCUAUCCCAGGGCUCUCAAGGCUCAUCUUCCGGGUCACAUGCUAACCCCGAUUCGCGACAGUCAUCGCGAAACAAUUUGAGCGGCAAUGGAUACACUGGUCUCUCAGCCACCCCGAGACAAGUCAGCAACCCACAGUCAAUCAUGCAAAUGCCAUCGCAGCCCGGCCAGCCAGCUGGAGCCGCCAUGAAGAUCAAGAUGUACUACAAUGGCGAUCUCAUUGCCAUCCGGGUCCCCACAGACAUCCAGUACCAGCAACUCUGUGACAAGGUCCGAGAUCGACUCAAGGUAUCGCCAAACGAGCAAGUCCAGCUGUUUUACAAAGAUGAGCAGACGGGAAAUAAGCCCAGCCUGACAAGUGACGCCGAUUUGGACGAUGCCCUUAACCGCAACGAGAAGCUCAUGCUGUACGUUGAAGUGGUGUAG